CCAUCAAAGAUCAAAAUGGCUGAGCAGAGGUCGGUUGAUUUUGACGAGAUCGUCGCGGUGCCUGAUGAGGGGUGGAGCCUGGGCGAGGAGGAAUCAGCCUGCAGCUCUCUCUGCCCGACUGAGGAGUCGCAGGAGAAAAUGGAGCCUAGCAAGAUGGCGCCUUCCAAGAACGCUCCUAGAGAUGCCUUGGUGAUGGCACAGAUCCUGAAGGAUAUGGGAAUCACGGAGUAUGAGCCAAGGGUUAUAAAUCAAAUGUUGGAAUUUGCUUUCCGAUAUGUGACCACAAUUCUGGAUGAUGCUAAAGUUUAUUCAAGUCAUGCUAAGAAAGCUACUGUUGAUGCAGAUGAUGUGCGAUUGGCAAUCCAGUGUCGGGCUGACCAGUCUUUCACCUCUCCUCCCCCGAGAGAUUUUUUACUAGAUAUUGCAAGGCAGAAAAACCAGACUCCUUUGCCACUGAUUAAGCCAUAUGCAGGACCUAGACUGCCACCUGAUAGAUACUGCCUCACAGCUCCAAACUAUAGGCUGAAGUCCUUAAUUAAAAAGGGACCUAACCAAGGAAGACUUGUUCCUAGAUUAAGUGUUGGUGCCGUCAGUAGCAGACCUACUACUCCCACUGUCGCACCCCCACAAGCAGUAUCUGUCCCAAAUAAAGUUCCAGCUCCAGUGUCAGUGACAAGCCAAAGAUUUGCAGUGCAGAUUCCACCUUCUCAGUCCACACCUGCCAAACCAGCUCCUGCGACGACUACAGUCCAAAAUGUUCUGAUUAAUCCUUCAAUGAUUGGGUCCAAAAAUAUUCUCAUUACCACCAACAUGGUUUCCUCACAGAACACAGCCAAUGACUCAAACCCGCUGAAGAGAAAGCAUGAUGAUGAUGAUGAUGAAGAUGAAGAAGAAGAUGAUGAUGAUACUAUGUAAGGAAUAAAGUCUGUUCUACAUACAUUAAAAUCUUAGUGCGCAUGGGUCCAUAUGGUAGACCCAACAACCUAAGUCUUCAUAAGUUUUAUCUUAGAAAUGUAGUGGCGAUAUUUUUCAUAUUAGUUACACCUGGUAAGUUUUAUGAGUACAAAUGUUUCCUCAGUAGGCUUCAGAUAUACAAGUACUUGUCUCUAGACUGCUUCAUUAAUGUUGAGUAUCACCAUGGAAAUUCUAUUUUUAGAAGCAGUUUUGUGCCAUGUCACUGACAGCAGCACUUGGAUUGCAGUUCCUGGUCUCAUUUACAUCUAAAGAUGACCUUUUGUUAGACGAACUGUUCACAUUGUCAUUUCAGACCAAAUCUCUCAAUUUAGUAAACUUUUUUUUUGAAACAGUGGAUUUAGAAGGGGGCUAAAUCCAUUUUGAAUGUAUUUGGGUUUUGGUCUAACUCCCCACCUCAGCUCCCUAUCCAGAUCCCAUUUGUUUUCUGUCCCAAUCUCUCAUCGCUUACCAUUGCACUUAAAUUGAAAUGUAAAACUGUAACUGGAAUUUGUAAGAUACCAUAUAUGCCUGGCAAUCUGUAGUUCACUUCAACCUGAGUGUCUGCAUUUGCUCUUUUGCACUCCAUAACAAAGCAGUUGGGUCUCGGCCCUUGCCGUUCAUGCCUGUUAAGCUUUACUCAUUGACAGGCAGUUUCAGAUCAGUUACAUUCAGUUGACAGCUUUACCAUCCUUCAUGUUUAUAAUUUAACAGACACAUCAUAAUGUAAAAGCUGCCUUGGUAAGCAAUUUACACUGGACCUAGACAAACCACUGAAGAGUGUCUUUGCAUAUGCUUUGGUCACUACUGCUUGAACCAGUCCAUGGUUUCAAUCAGAUCAUCUGUCUAGCUUUCUGCUGAGGAUGACACACAUAAGAUGGGAUCAAGCCUGAAAGUGGAUUCCAAUGAUUGUCCUUCCCCAUCAGGCCAACAGGGAAAACAAUUAGUCUCACCUGACUGCAUUACACAUGCCCUACAGAAAUUACCCAACCAUUGUUGUAAACACUAUUUUGUUUUUAUGCAUACCUACAAGACUCACUGGGAAACACUGCAAAGCUUUCUUCAGAGCAUACAAAGACCUAUUGGGUCAUUUAAGUUCCACAUAGCCAACACUGGGAAAAUGUAAGCAGAACUUUCCAAAACUAUAGCUAUGGGUCAUCAAAAGUAUCAGCAUAGGAUGGUGUUUCACACAUGAAAAGUAGUAUAGUAACAAGACAGAAAUGUCCGUUUGAAUGUUUAGGAAUGUUAGGGAAAGUUGAUCUGACCAAUAAGAGAAAUGUGCAUUAUGUAACAGAGAUGUCACUACUUGAAUGUUCUCAGGGAGGCAGAAUAUUAGGCGGCCUAGGUUCUAGUACUAGUUUCAUUAGCAACCAUGUGACCUUAUUUUACCUCUGAGCCUUGUCCUCACUAGUAAUAGGGAAAUAACACCUACCCUGCCUACCUCACAGGGAUGUUGUGAGGGUUUAGCUAGUGUGUGACUAUGUGUGUGAGAAAGUUCAAGAUUGUAAAAGCUGUAAGUAAAUAUUAAUGUAUUUGUUCCAAGGUUAUUAAUAAAAAAGUUAACUUUA
Messenger RNA from Mesocricetus auratus (golden hamster), 2519 nucleotides. RefSeq names its product TATA-box binding protein associated factor 9b (gene Taf9b). Gene Ontology annotation, biological process: DNA-templated transcription initiation. Gene Ontology annotation, molecular function: protein heterodimerization activity; RNA polymerase II general transcription initiation factor activity. The coding region runs from base 16 to 915 and encodes 299 amino acids. The record is from RefSeq and is a predicted model, not a curated record. The transcript is spliced from 8 exons. Gene Ontology annotation, cellular component: transcription factor TFIID complex. NCBI's taxonomy places the organism in Eukaryota, Metazoa, Chordata, Mammalia, Rodentia, Cricetidae.